Venustampulla echinocandica is the source of this 1440-nucleotide messenger RNA. RefSeq names its product Glutamate decarboxylase. Gene Ontology annotation, biological process: L-glutamate catabolic process. Gene Ontology annotation, cellular component: cytosol. The transcript has 5 exons. Gene Ontology annotation, molecular function: pyridoxal phosphate binding; glutamate decarboxylase activity. NCBI's taxonomy places the organism in Eukaryota, Fungi, Ascomycota, Leotiomycetes, Helotiales, Pleuroascaceae. Bases 1 to 1440 code for a protein of 479 amino acids. The record is from RefSeq and is a predicted model, not a curated record.
AUGUCUAUACCUACACGAGUUCUUCUUUUAGAGAAAGAACAUACAUCAUUCGAGAACGAGCUCUGUUUCAAGGGAGAAUCCAGCAGUGACGAAAGCGGCGGUCAGACAAGUAUCACGCCUAUUAGUUCGAAGACCACUUCCACCACAGAAGAUAUUUCAAAGCAGCAUGAGAGAUCCAGCGACCUAACCUAUAGUAGCCGUUGGGCUAGAGAAAGUUUGCCAGACUUUGCCAUGCCCGAAGGCAAGAUGCCAAAAGAGGUAGCAUACCGUCUAAUUAGAGACCAGAUGAAUCUUGACGGCCACCCGAGUCUCAACCUCGCCACUUUCGCAACAACAUACAUGGAAGACGAGGCUGAAAAGCUCAUGGUUGAGUCUCUGCCUAAAAACUUCGUUGACCUGAAAGCCUAUCCCCGAACGGCAGAUAUCGAGCGGAAGUGUGUGAACAUGGUUGCCGAGUUAUAUCAUGCUCCAAUGAACACUGGUGAACCAGCAGUGGGGACAAGUACUCUAGGAAGUUCGGAAGCAAUCAUGCUUUCCACACUGGCAAUGAAGAACAGAUGGAUGAAGAGGCAAAGAUUAGCCGGAAAGGACUGUUUAAGGCCAAACAUCAUCAUGAGUUCCGCAGUCCAAGUGUGUUGGCAGAAGGCGGCCAGAUACUUUGAGGUGGAAAUUCGAUAUGUAUACUGCACAGAAGACCGCUACGUCCUGGAUCCAGAUACUGCCAUUAGUCUUGUUGACGAGAACACUGUAGGAAUUUGUUGUAUACUGGGCACCACUUACACAGGCCAUUAUGAAGAUGUAAAAGCAAUCAACGAUCUCUUGGUCAAAAAGGGGCUGGACAUACCGAUACAUGUUGAUGCCGCCAGCGGUGGAUUUGUGGCGCCGUUCAUGGCUCCAGAGCUCGAAUGGGAUUUUCGACUUGAGAAGGUUGCCUCCAUCAACGUCUCAGGGCAUAAGUAUGGCUUGGUAUAUCCCGGCAUUGGAUGGGCCAUCUGGCACCAGUUUAUCCGUCUCGGUCGAGCCGGAUAUCGUGAGAUCAUGACGAACAUCAGUAACUCCGCUACCUUCCUCGCGAAUGGUCUUAAAGGCCUGGGGUUCAUCAUUAUGAGCGAGUCGGGUGUGAAUGGAGUACCCUUGGUCGCUUUUCGCCUUAACCCGAAGCUGGGUUAUCAGUUCGAUGAAUUCGGUUUAGCCCACCAGCUUCGCCAGUGCAAUUGGCUGGUGCCUGCCUAUAGUAUGGCCGCGCAUGUCCAAGACGUCAAAUUGUUGCGCAUCGUCUGCCGCUGCGACUUCUCUCGGAGCUUAUGCGACACUCUGUUGAAAGACAUACGGUGCGCCCUAGAAACUCUGAAGAAGAUGGAUCGAGAGACUUUGAGGCUUUAUGCGGAGUUAGAGAGGUUGAGGCUGGUAGCAGGGGCGAAUGGAGACAUCUUGGCAUAA